AGCCUUGCGCCAGCGGGCCGCAAGUGCGCAGGCGCGCUGCAGCUCUCUCUCUGCUGCUCUCCCUUCUCUCCAGACGUCAGCAGCCGUUGGGCCUCAUGUCGCGCCGGGCCCUCCGGAGGCUGAGGGGAAAACAGCGCGGCCAGGAGCCUCUUGGGCCCGGCGCCCUGCAGUUUGUCCUCCGGGAAGAUGAUGACGCAGAAGAAGAGGGGCCAAAACGGGGGCCGGCUGGCCGCCGCCACCGGGGCCCAGGGAAGGAGAGCGUCCGUGUCAACAACCGAUUCGAGCUGAUAAACACUGAAGAACUCGAGGAGGAGCCCAUGGUGAAUGGGGACAAGUCAGACUGCGUGCCCUCAGACACCGUGGUUUCAGGGAACAAAGGGAGAGCUAAACAUGGAAACACAGAGACCAAGACGGAUGGAGAAGGGGUUGACAGGGCAGCAGCCUCUGAGCAGUCUAAUUCAACCGGCAAACUCCGAAAGAAGAAAAAGAAGCAGAAGAGCAAGAAGAGCACGACAGGAGAGACUUUGGAAAAUGGGCUGGAAGAUAUUGACCGCAUCUUAGAGAGAAUUGAAGACAGAGGUGGGUUGGCCCGGCCUGGCCCGCCCCCCCUGAGCUCCAGGAAGCAUGUGCUCCACGUGGAGCACAGACACUUGAAUCCAGACACAGAACUGAAGAGGUACUUUGGUGCUCGGGCGAUCCUUGGGGAGCAAAGGCCUCGGCAGAGACAGCGUGUGUACCCUAAGUCCAUGUGGCUGACGACCCCCAAGAGCACUUGGCCCCGGUACUCCAAACCAGGUCUCUCGAUGCGCCUGCUGGAGACGAAGAAAGGGCUCUCCUCGUUUAUGUUUGAGCACAGUGAAGAGUACCAGCAGGUGCAGCACAAAUUCCUGGCGGCUGUGGAGUCCAUGGAGCCCAACAACAUCGUGGUCCUGCUCCAGACGAGUCCCUACCAUGUCGACUCGCUCUUGCAGCUCAGUGAUGCCUGCCGGCUCCAGGAUGACCAGGAGAUGGCCCGAGACCUCAUAGAGAGGGCACUGUACAGCAUGGAGUGCGCAUUCCACCCCCUGUUCAGCCUCACCAGCGGAACCUGCCGGCUGGAUUACCGCAGACCUGAGAACAGGAGCUUCUACUUGGCGCUGUACAAGCAGAUGAUCUUCCUAGAGAAGAGGGGCUGCCCGCGCACGGCCCUGGAGUACUGCAAGCUCAUCCUGAGCCUGGAGCCGGACGAGGACCCCCUGUGCAUGCUGCUGCUGGUGGACCACCUGGCGCUGCGGGCUCGCAGCUACGACUACCUGAUCUGCCUCUUCCAGGAUUGGGAGGCUCAUCGGAACCUGUCCCAGCUCCCAAAUUUUGCCUUCUCUGUGCCAUUGGCGUACUUCCUGUUGAGUCAGCAAGCCGACCACCCGCAGAGUGAGCGCAGCGCUGCCAGGGAGAAGGCCUCGGUCCUGAUCCGGCAGGCGCUCAUCAUGUUCCCUGGAGUCCUCAUGCCAUUGCUGGAGUAUUGCAGCGUGCGGCCUGAUACCGCCGUCGCCAACCACCACUUCUUUGGACCCAACGCCCAGAUCAGUCAGUCGCCUGCUCUGAGUCAGCUGGUGAGCCUGUACCUCGGGAGGUCGCACUUCCUUUGGAAAGAACCCGCCAUCAUGAGCUGGCUGGAGGAAAAUGUCCACGAGGUGGUGCAAGCAGUGGACUCCGGGGACCCCGCUGUGGGCGCCUGUGAGAGCAGGCGGAGGGUGCUCUACCAGCGUGCACCCAGGAACAUCCACCGCCACGUGGUCCUCUCCGAGGUCAAGGAGGCUGUCGCUACCCUGCCCCCGGAUGUGACUACACAGUCUGUGAUGGGAUUUGACCCUCUGCCUCCUACGGACACCAUCUACUCUUACGUCAGACCUGAGAGGCAAACUCCUGUUGGCCAGGCAAACACAGUGGCGCUCUUCUUCCGGUCCUUGUUGCCAAAUUACACCACGGAGGAGGACAGGCUGCAAGAAGAACGGCUGGAUGAAGAAGGAGGUAUAGCUGAUGGCCUAGACCGCGUCCAGGGCCUGAAUAGACUGAUGAUGGCCGUGCGUGAAAUGAUGGCUAACUUCCAGUUCAAUGACCUAGACCUGCCUCGCCGAGACCGGGAGAAUCCUGAGAACCAGGAGAACCCUGAGGGCCAGAGUGAAGGCCAGAGCGACGGGGAUGAUGAGAGCGAAGAGGAGGGGGAGGGGGAGUGGGACUGAGCACACAGAGCCACUUCCCCACACCUUGCAAUUGUGAUUUCUCUUUAGCUGGAUCAACCAGUCCUUGAAGUGGAAGUGCUGCCUCUCCUGUCCCCAUAAAUGUCAACGGUCUCUCAUCCCCAUAAAUGUCAGUGGUCUCCUGCCCACAUGAAUGUCAGUUAUCUCCCGCACCCCCCUCCCUGAACGUUUGUAGUUUCCUGCCCCCCGUGAAUGCCGGUGGUCUCCUGCCCCCAUGAAUGUUGGUGGUUUCUUGACCCCAUAAAUGUCGCUGGUCUCCUGCACCUGUAAAUGUUAGUGGUCUCCUGCACCUAUAAAUGUCGGUAUUCAUGCUCUG
Molecule: messenger RNA, 2556 nt
Organism: Loxodonta africana (African savanna elephant)
Lineage: Eukaryota; Metazoa; Chordata; Mammalia; Proboscidea; Elephantidae
Gene: TCF25
Product: transcription factor 25
Exons: 18
Coding region: 96-2222 (708 amino acids)
Cellular component (GO): RQC complex
Source: RefSeq, a predicted model, not a curated record